Molecule: messenger RNA, 939 nt
Organism: Malurus melanocephalus (red-backed fairy wren)
Lineage: Eukaryota; Metazoa; Chordata; Aves; Passeriformes; Maluridae
Product: taste receptor type 2 member 9-like
Exons: 1
Biological process (GO): sensory perception of taste; detection of chemical stimulus involved in sensory perception of bitter taste; G protein-coupled receptor signaling pathway
Cellular component (GO): membrane
Molecular function (GO): bitter taste receptor activity; G protein-coupled receptor activity
Source: RefSeq, a predicted model, not a curated record
UCUCCACAGCAGUACAAUGUCACUUCAUAUGGGGCCACAACUGUAGCCAUCAUCACCCUGCAGACAUUUGCUGGCAUGUGGAUAAACGCUUUCAUUGUUUGUGUGCUCUGCAUUGCCUGGGUCAAAAAGAAAAUCCUGAAUUCUAAUGAGAAGAUCUUGCUGCUUCUKGGAUGUUCCAGGUUUUGGCAUUUGUGCUUCUCAUGGGUAUAUUCCUUUCUUUCAAUGAUUUAUCCCAAAUACUUUUAUGUUCAACCCACACAUAAACUUAUUUUAUCUAUUCAGAAUUUUUUUGAUUGUUCCAAUUUUUGGAUUUCUGCCUGUCUUUGUAUUUUUUACUGUAUAAAAAUUGCCAAUUUCAGGAACAGCUUCUUCAUCUACCUGAAAGUAAAAAUUGACAGGAUCGUGCCAUGGCUCCUGUUGGCRUCAGUGCUUUUAUCAUUGGCUAUCAGCAGCUCUCUCUACGACAUAAUUGAUAAAGCACAGUGUAACAACCGCAAUUCCACUGGGCGAAGAAAUUUUUCAAAAGUGAGUGGAAAAAUGGAUGAUGAUUUUUUCCGUAUUUAUUUUAUCUAUGGCUUUGGAUUUGUUGCUUCUUUCACAGCAGUCAUCUUUUCUGCUGUUUCCCUUAUCUUUUCUCUYUGGAGACACAAAYGCAACAUGCAGACAAAUUCUAUGAACAGCCUCAGCAUGGAUGCCCACAUCAAAGCCAUGAAAUCURUUCUCUCCUUCUUUACAAUAUAUACCAUAAACUUUGUAUUUUUGACCUUGACCCUGAUUCGUGCAACACGGGAGGAAAAUCCCUUGAUGUUCCUUAUUUAUGUAUUUCUGUAUGGUUUCCCAGGUGUUCAUUCCCUUAUUCUGAUUUUUAGCAAUCCUAAAUUGAAAAAUACACUCAUAAGGAUUCUAUGCUGUGUGAAAUGCAAGGUUUGCAUGAAGUAG